Molecule: messenger RNA, 154 nt
Organism: Amoebophrya sp. A120
Lineage: Eukaryota; Dinophyceae; Syndiniales; Amoebophryaceae
Source: the annotation of a GenBank genome assembly
ACAGCGUAAGUGGAAAAUCGGCUCUGCUUGAAACAUCUUCUCCCUCGGUUGAUAUUUGUGUCGUCCGUAAUUUUCCUAACAUCGUUCAAAAUAUCACUUUUCCGUACGUCCCUCCGAUAUCGUUCUUUCGCAAACACGCCGUGCUGUGUGCUCU